CUGCUGUAGGUGUGGCUGGUAGAGUUUUUCUGCAGAGAAAGAUGCCAGUAGACCAGCAAAAGAGCAGCAGUAGUCGCGGACUGAAGGUGGCAGGGCUGAUUCUCCGCCGGAACCCCGAGCGAGAGUUCCACACUUACCUCCCACUGCUCCCCUACAACCCCUCCGACUACCAAAUUCUCCUUAGAACGUGGCCCACAGCUCCAUUCAAGGGCUACCUUGGUGCAUUCUCGGGCCCAGCCAUCAGUGGACAAGACCCUUCGACGACUCUUAUUCAGGAGACUGCAAAAUGGACGCAGCGGCUGGCGCAGCAGGCAAACCUCGGGGAAGAUGCGCCAGGAGUGACCGCCAGGAGAGCCGAGUUUCUAUCGGUGCACGGAGGAGGGAGAGACACUGUUGAUCCUCUCACUGGUCACGAGGUUGACACGGGCAUCACACUCUGCCAUGUUCUACUUACCACCAACAGAGAGUCGUCAGUGGUGGCUCGAUACCCAACAGCCCCAGAGUACCCACAGUUCUAUGAUCUAAGUGCAGUGGUCCAAGGAAUGAUGACAUCCGAGACCGUCAAAGUCCACCCAUUCACAAGAGAGAUGCUCUCCUCCCUCGAUAAGUGGCUGAGGGAGCGACACGCCCUGCCAGGAUGCAUCAACUAUCUCUUCUCACCAAGUCUUGAGUCACGCCUGAAAAUGCACAUCCUCAACCCCCUCCAUGCUCCCCCUGCCGUUGCCACUAGCAACCAAGAGGAAACAAGGGAAGACAGAAACAAAACGGCCGACGUCAUAGAAGUCGGAAAGCGCAUGUGGCCUGCAUCAAGCUCUACUCCUUCUCAGCGUCCACUAGACACAUCAGCGUUCUCAGUUGCUAGCCUCAAAGAUUCCCUAGUGAGGCUGGACCACGAACCGGCAGACAUGAUUGUCAAUAACCCACUGUUUGCCUCCGGGGUGGAUUUCAAUCAGGUGGACAUUCUGGUAGAGAACAAGUACUUUGGGAAGGGAGUUCCAGACUACAACUUGCUGGUGAACAAGAGAGAAAAUUGGUCGGCCCAAGUCGAGGGAGACGGGUUGCCUGACUGGCUCGACCUGUUCCCAAUGCACAAGCAUGCCUGCGAGGGGGACGUGGAGGGAGUGAGGAGAUGUGUCAAAAUCGGAGUGCCUACCAACGAGAAAGACACUGACUCGUGGACACCUCUGCACUAUGCUUGCUGGUACGGAGAGGUUGAUGUAGUAAAGGUGUUGUAGAGGAAGCAUUGGCUGACCUCAGUGUGGCGAACAACACUGGCUCCACCCCCUUGCAUUUGGCAGCUGCCACGGGACACUAUGAGGUGGUGGAAUACCUUCUCCAGCAACCAGGAAUAGCGAUGGUCCAGACUGCCAUAGACAUUGAAGGGAAAUCCCCACUGGCCGUCUGUCUGGAAUGCAGAGAAAACAAGUGGUCACAGACGGCAAAACUGCUCCGUGAAGCGUAUGCAAAAACCGCCACACAGCAAUCGUGUUCCUUCUCGCCUUCCCUCCUUUCCCCACCUGAUCGACCCCUGCAUAUUACUCACGACGGCGAAGCCCCAACAUCCGAGCCACUACCACUGAGGAUAAAGGACAUUGUAUCUCUCAGCGAAAAGGGAAGUCUAGCAGCCGGCCGCUCAGCAAGAAACAGAACGUCUCCGGGAAACAAUGCAGAUAAGUUGGUUAGACGUCAGAGAAUCGACAUCGUAAAUGGUCAACACCACCUUGCUCGCUUCCCCAGUGGCAAAGACACACCUACCGAACACAUUUUACAAGACAUCUACAAGCUCAUCCAGUUGGCUCCGCAGUACCACGAGAUGGUGGCUCUGUGGAUUCAGUCCGACAGCCUAGAAAUCCAAUUGGGUGACAACGACAAGCCGCUACAGUUGAUGUCUACUUGGCCGUCGCUAAUGACCCGAUAUGUUACCAAGACGACCGCUGCCGAGAUACCUAAGCUCUGUCUGCGACGAAAUGUGUUCAUCUCACCAGCCAAAGAGAAAUCAGUAGGAAAGAGAUUCUACAAGAAUUUUUAAGCGUCAUUUUUGAUUCAACAGGUUGCAGACCCCACGAUGUUGGAGCUUCUCUACGCAGAUGCAAAGAGAAAUGUGCUAAAAGGACACUAUCCUUGCUCAGAGGAGGAUGCCAUUGAAUUGGGUGGACUCACCAUGCAGGUGUUGUACGGAGACCACGUUUCCACGGUGCACCACAGCGGAUUCCUUCAGGGGCAGCUGGAAGAAGUCCUGCCAGUCGCAAUGGCUACCUCGCGGAGAAGAGUGGAAUUUGAACGUCGUAUACUCGCCCAACAUUCUAGAGUCUCCCAAAGUGUAUCAACGUUCUCCGACAAUGACCCUCAGGCUUCACUCUACAAGCAGUACCUUCAGAAAUGCUGCCAGUGGCCUUUCUACGGAGCCGCAUUCUUCCACGGUAGCCUAGCAACCAAGACCUUCCGCCUACCAACACAGGUCAAAAUACAUCGAAAGGCGCACGUUCCUGUAAACAUAGCAGUCAACACGUCCGGAUUCCACCUCAUCUCCUUGGAAACAAAUUCUGUGAUCACAUCACUCAGCUAUGACUCAGUAGAUUGGGACGCAUCUGCUGAAAAACACUGCGUGCAGCUGUCGAGGAGCGACAAAACCUUGCACGUCCAGAUAAAAACCAGAAUGGCUGGACUCUUCUCGUCCCUCGUUUCACGAAUGUCUGAGCAGUACCUUCAACGUUCCCAUGGCAACACAAGUACAACAACGAGCACCGCACACACGCAAAAUGAUUGACGGUCGAAACUCUAUAAUUAAAGCUGAUGA
Molecule: messenger RNA, 2797 nt
Organism: Geodia barretti
Lineage: Eukaryota; Metazoa; Porifera; Demospongiae; Tetractinellida; Geodiidae
Source: the annotation of a GenBank genome assembly